CCACACCCCUACUAUCAAAAUUAUCGUCUGCAUUUCGGAGAGAGAAAAAACAGAGAGAAAAAAUAUGGAAGAGCAAGGCGGAGAAAGGUUGAAGGGGUCGGUCAAGUGGUUUAAUGACACCAAGGGCUUUGGUUUCAUCACCCCCACUGAAGGCGGCGAAGAUCUCUUCGUCCAUCAGUCUUCCAUCCGAUCUGAGGGUUUCCGCAGCCUUGGUGACGGUGAGGAGGUUGAGUUCGUCAUCUCUACCGGUGAUGAUGGUCGUACCAAGGCUGUUGAUGUGACUGGUCCUAAUGAAGGCCCUAUCCAAGGCUCCACCCGUCGUUCUGGCGGUGGUAGCGGAGGAGGGGGUUACGGAGGUGGUGAUGGUGGAGGAUAUAACGGAGGAGGAGGUGGUAGGAGAUCUGGUGGAGGCGGUGGGUACGGAGGUGGAGGCGGUGGGUAUGGUGGUGGUGGUUAUGGAGGAGGAGGCGGUGGGUAUGGCGGAGGAGGUGGUGGUUACGGUGGAGGAGGCGGUGGUGGAAACUGUUAUAGCUGUGGAGAGGCAGGUCACAUGGCGAGGGAAUGCCCAUCAGGUGGUAGCGGCGGAGGUGGUGGAAGGUCGUACGGAGGUGGAGGCGGUCGUGGCGGAGGAGGCGGCGGAGGUAACUGCUACUCCUGUGGUGGUGAUGGUCACUUUGCCAGGGAUUGUCCCGCUGCUCGUUGAUCAAUGCUGCUGAUCUUUAUCUAAGUUUGCUUAUUUUUAUUAAGUCCGUUGGUUUUUGUUUGUUAGGGUUUAUCAUUUAGAUCCGGGUAUGGGUCUUUUGAAUGGGUAUGGGUUUGGGUAAUGACAGAGAAAAUGUUUUGAGGGGUGGGUUGAUAUUUUCUCUCUAGUAGUUGUCGGCUAUGGUAUUAUUAGGGUAUGAUUGGAAGGGUAAUAGGAGUCUUUUAUUUUAUUUAUUUUGAAGAAUCAAGGACGAAGAAAUUAAGAAUGAAGAAAGUUAUCGAUAUUUUAGAUGAGAUUGUGCAACAUGUUUUGAUUGUUAGAAUCUCUGUUUAAAAAUGUCUAUAUUAAUGAAUACACUUCCUUCCCUUUA
Molecule: messenger RNA, 1073 nt
Organism: Spinacia oleracea (spinach)
Lineage: Eukaryota; Viridiplantae; Streptophyta; Magnoliopsida; Caryophyllales; Amaranthaceae
Product: glycine-rich protein 2
Exons: 1
Coding region: 65-703 (212 amino acids)
Molecular function (GO): zinc ion binding; nucleic acid binding
Source: RefSeq, a predicted model, not a curated record